Melospiza georgiana is the source of this 873-nucleotide messenger RNA. Its product is annotated as tetraspanin-18-like. Lineage: Eukaryota; Metazoa; Chordata; Aves; Passeriformes; Passerellidae. Bases 1 to 873 code for a protein of 290 amino acids. The record is from RefSeq and is a predicted model, not a curated record. Gene Ontology annotation, cellular component: membrane. The transcript has 7 exons.
AUGGGUGUCUUGAGCUGCAUGAAGUACCUGAUGUUCAUCUUCAACGUGCUGGUGUUUGCUGGGGGAACGUGCCUGGCAACCAUGGGAGUCUGGGUGGCCGUGGACCCGGCUGGUUUCCAGGGCAUCGUGGCCGCCAGGGCCGUGCUGAGCGCGGGCGCGUGGCUGCUGCUGGCCGUGGGCAUCGCCCUGUCCCUGCUGGGCUUCCUGGGCUGCUGCGGGGCCCUGCGCCGGAGCCGCCCGCUCCUGCUGCUGCCACAGUGGUCAGAGAUGUGGCAUCCAUCCCCAGGAGCUGCACUCAUGUCCCUGGUCUCGGGGACACAGGGCACAGGCAGGGAUGGUGCAGAGGAGGGCAGGGAUGACGUGAGCAAGCUGCUGGUGGGAUCACGCUGGUCUCUGACUCCUUCACCUGCUGCCUUCCAGUUCUUCAUCCUCGUCAGCCUCGUCUUCCUCAUGCAGCUCAUUGGGGCCGUUCUCUUCCUGGUGCACUGGAAACAGAGGAACUAUGGUGGGGACGAGGGUGCUGAGGUGUUCUCCACAACCUGGAACACCCUCAUGGUCAUGUUCUCGUGCUGUGGUGUUUUAGGACCCGAAGAUUUUGGGAAUGGCUCCCGCUUCCAAGAGCUGCACCCAGGGAUGCCAUGGCCACGGGCAUGCUGUGCCCGGGAUGGGCUUCUGCAGGCGGGAGAGCUCCUGGGCUGGGAGCAGUGCCGGGACAGAAGCCCUGGCUACAUCCAUGAGCAGGGCUGCUUCUCUACCUUCGGCAGGACCUUGCAGAGGUACAUCUCCCUCCCUGGGAUCUGCAGCUUAGCCGUGCUGGGCAUUGAGAUCUUUGCCAUGUUCUUCGCCUUCUGCCUUUACUACAACUUCGACUGA